Messenger RNA from Dunckerocampus dactyliophorus (ringed pipefish), 12388 nucleotides. RefSeq names its product dachsous cadherin-related 2 (gene dchs2). The record is from RefSeq and is a predicted model, not a curated record. Gene Ontology annotation, cellular component: plasma membrane. Gene Ontology annotation, molecular function: calcium ion binding. The coding region runs from base 1380 to 11108 and encodes 3242 amino acids. NCBI's taxonomy places the organism in Eukaryota, Metazoa, Chordata, Actinopteri, Syngnathiformes, Syngnathidae. The transcript has 24 exons. Gene Ontology annotation, biological process: homophilic cell-cell adhesion.
CUCGCCUGCAGAGUCAAGCAAACACCUUUGACCACCUCUGUAGGUACACCUGUGUGACUCCAGUAUAAAAAUGCUGCUUUUACAAUGCUCACUUUUUAUUACUGUAGUUGUACAGCUGUACUGCAUCAUACUGGGAGCUGUUUCUGAUACUCUGAGCCUCUUGCAAAGGCAAAAUAAGUUAGUCAGGCUUGUUCGUAGCACGUUUCUUACACAAACAUGUUAAAAAUGUCAUGUUUGUUGCAACAGUGUCCUCUGGUGGUUAUGUGGCAGACACUAAGGGGCAUGCCUCUCACCCAGCGUGGGCUUUGUGGAUAUUGUUCCCAUCUCGAGAACAGCUACGUCGCGUUCAUCUGCCACUGUGGUGACCCCGGCGUGAUCCAAAGUAGCAGUUGGAAGGAACACUGGUUUGCACAGCAUCCCUCGGAGAGGAAGUGCCACCCCCAUACUGUAGUUCUUCUCUCCACCAGAGAGAACACCAACAAACCAACUAAACCUUCACAUUUAAAUGUAAGAUAGCAAAUCAAGUCUGACUUGAAAUGGUUGUGAUUGUACUUGUUAGUUAAUUUUGAAAGCUUUUCCUCACCUAAGUCGUGGAUGUGAAGCCUGGAGAGCGCGUGACAGAAGGCGCGGCCUAGUUUCUUCUUCAGGUGGCCUUUAGGGGUCUGGUCUUGGUCUUCCUCCAGUGUCAGCAGGUGGCCCACAUUGAACAAGAUCUCCUCCUGCAGAGAGCGGACGCACUCCUCAAAGUGCUCCUUAUCCUUCUCUGCGUCUCUAGAAGACCGAGCUUCAGGUUUAGAGACUUGCUUUUUAUCCCGGUCUGGGAUCUUCUCACCUGAAGUCAACCCACAACAGGCCGGCUGUGAUGAGGCCCAGCCACUCGCUGGCCACCCAGUCCUGGGUCAGCAUGACGGGGACCACGGCCACCCCCCUGCUGUCGGCGUAGUUCAGCUCCUUCUUGCAGCUGCGAGACGCCUGGUAGGCCGGAGUCAUGAAGGGACAGAUGACGGCCGCCUCCUCCACAGCCGCCGCCAUCCUGAAGUAGAAACACUAUCAUGGAAGGACGACACAAGCCUGGACUACUAGUGCACUGUGACGUCUGGCAGUGUAAUCGCCCUCCUCCCGGCCUAAUUACCAGUGGCGCGAUUACACACACACACACACAGAUGGAGUGUGUCAGUGGGGUGCAUCCAUAGUGCUGUGACAUGUUUGCCGAACCUGUGCUACAAACGCCAAAAAAGCAGCUGAAAAUGCGCCAUGGAGAAGAAGAACAGUACACGGAGGACAGGUGCGGCUGAAGAGGACAGCUUACCUAAGAGCAUGUAGCGUGACUUAUCUCUUUGCCUCUAAAGCAUCCAAAAACCAAAAAAAAAAGGUGAGGAAUGUACCGGCAAAGCUUGCCCAUGCUGCUGGUGCUGGCGCUGCUUUGCACCCACUCCCUCGCCCACCUGUUCAACCUGACACUUUCUGUCAAAGAAGGCCUACCCGCUAAAACCAUUGUCGGGGACCUGGCGGCAGGUCUAAGCAGAGCCAGCACCGGCUUCUUCAUCUCGGAAAGCCAGGACUCGUACGUCUUCCGAGACUUGGAAAUCGACGCAGACACGGGGAUCAUCUCCACGGCAGUGGUCCUGGACCGCGAGACCAGAGGGAGGUACGACUUUGUGGCGGCCACCCUUACAGGGGAAAUGAUCAGAGUGAGGCUCGAGGUGGACGACGUCAACGAUUAUUCUCCGGUGUUCCCCUCAGAGGAGGUGGACUUGGAAGUGUCGGAGCUCAGUCCACCUGGGACCCGCUUUCACCUCGAAGGAGCUCGGGACCAGGAUGAAGGUGACUUUGGUACUCAAGGGUACAGAAUCCGAGAGGCUGAGAUGGGGGAUACCUUCCAACUGGAGCAGCGAGGUGGUGCUACAGCAAACCACGUCAGUCUGGAUUUGGUCCUCAUGAGCAAAGUCGACAGAGAAGCUCAGGACUUGUACUCGCUGACCAUAGAGGCCUUCGAUGGUGGCAUUCCAGCACGGACCGGGACACUGCGGGUCAACAUCCGCAUCGUGGACGAGAACGACAACCCGCCUGUGUUCAACCAGACUGAGUAUCAUGCAUCUGUAUCAGAAAACACUCCUGCUGGAUCAUCUGUGUGCCGGGUCCAUGCCACGGACCUGGACCUGGGCGACAAUGCCAGAAUCACCUACGAGAUCAACCGGCGGCAGAGUGACCCCGACCAAUUUUUCUCUGUAAACCAAACAACCGGAGUGGUUCAUCUCAACAAAGCGCUGGAUUUUGAAGCGCUUGGUUUCCACGAGCUGAUCGUCACCGCCAGAGACAACGGCGCACAGCCGGAGUCCAGCAGCACGUUUGUGGUGGUGAAGGUGCUAAACGUCAACGACAACAGCCCCUCCAUCAGCGUCCUGUUCCUCAGCGAGACUGGUGAGGCUCUGGUGUCGGAGGAUGCUGGGAUAGGAGACUACGUUGCAAGGAUUUCCGUGUCAGACCCCGAUCUCCAGGGAGACAGGGUCUCUGUGGCACUCGAGGGCGGCAAUGGGAAGUUCACCUUGACGCAGACUGAUGACCUCCUGUUCGCUUUGUGUGUGAACGCAGAGUUGGACAGGGAAGACAGGGACCUUUACGAACUGAAGGUCCAUGCCUCCGAUCUAGGGAGCCCCCCUUUGAGCAGUGAGACGGUUCUUCUCAUAAAGGUGUCUGACACGAAUGACUGUCCUCCUGUCUUUGAGAAAGACACCCUCAUUGUCAGCAUCACAGAAGAUGCUCCUAAGGGGACUUCCCUCAUCCGGAUGCAGGCGCAAGACAAUGACCAAGGCGCCAACGCAGACAUCAACUACUCCAUCCUCAAGUCCAACCGGGACAGUCUGGUGAGCAUCGACGCCUGGUCCGGUCUGGUCACCACAGCAGGAGACCUGGACAGGGAGAUACAGGCGGAGGUGUGGUUUCUGGUGGUGGCGGCGGACAGGGGGGAACCGGCUCUGUCGUCCACCGCUACCGUCACCCUGCUGCUGGAGGACGUCAACGACAACGAGCCCGUGUUCCUGCAGCGACUCUACAACGUGAGCGUCCCCGAGCACAGUCCACCUGGAAGCUGCUUUUUACAAGUUGUGGCCGAAGACGCAGACAGUCCAGAGUUCGGCACGCUGGUCUACUCGCUGUCUGACCAGAACCAGCUCUUCCACAUCAACCCACACACUGGAGAUCUGUGUUUCUCCCAGGAGAUCGACAGAGACGCUGGACAGACGGUCCAUGACAUCCUGGUCACAGCCGAGGACCCGGGAGGCCUGAGCGCACAAACCUACGUGCACGUGGACAUGGAAGACCUGAACGACAAUGCUCCGGUGUUCAACCCUGAGGGCUACACCGGCAGCAUCAGCAGCCACGCUCAGCCUGGCACUGAAAUCCUCAAUGUCAUCGCCACAGACGCCGACUCUGGGAGCUUCGGUGGCGUCACCUACGGCAUCCUUCCUGGCGACCUGUCCGCCUUGUUUGCCAUCGACCCCCAAACGGGGAUUCUUUACCUGACGUCCACUCUGACCCACCUGGGGGGCGUGGCCAGCGUGAAGCUCACCAUCAACGCGCAGGACGGAGGGGGCGUGAGCUCGGCCCGGCCGGCAGAGGUGACCGUUAACAUUUUAGUGAGCGCUCAGGCUCCAGCCGUGUUCCAGAGGUCACGGUACACCUUCAGCGUGCCCGAGGACGCCACCCCGGGCACCAGCGUGGGGACUGUGCGGGCCACUACUUCCACGGACUCUGUCGAUUCAGUAUCCUACAGAAUCUCCUCUGGUGACCUUCCGGGUUGGUUUGCCGUCCAUGCCACAUCGGGCCAGAUCAUCAGCGUCAAACCUCUGGACCACGAGUCGCUGCCCUGUGCUCUGCUCUUCCUUCAGGCCUACACUGACUCCUCCCCCAUCUACAGCACCACCCAAGUCAACAUCACCAUAGCCGAUGUCAAUGACGUGGCCCCCGUCUUCCCAAAACUGAGGGACGCCAUCACAGUGUCCCAGAACACGCCCCCAGGAACUGUGCUGUUUAUUGCUCAUGCCCACGACUAUGACAGCGGCGCCAAUGGGAGGGUGUUUUACUAUCUAAGAGGUCGGAGCUACAAUGGUGCUUUUGUGCUUGAUCCUGACCUCGGAACCGUCACCUUGAACCAAAGUCUACAGGAGGAUCCUCGGCAAAGGUACGACCUGGAUAUUGUGGCUGAGGAUGAAGGAGAUCCUCCUCUGAGCGCCACGCUGACACUCACCGUUAACGUCGACCGCACCACUUCCUCAGAUAGCCUCGCCUUCGAGACUUUGGUUUACCAGGUAGAGAUAGGUGAGGGCUACCGCAAGGAUUCCAGGGUCAUCCAGGUGAGGGCGCACCCGAGCCGAGGAGCUUCCCAGUCGGCCAUCACUUACUCCUUGGAGGACGAGAAGGCAUUCCCUCCUGCUCCCUUUCGGAUCCAUCCCAAGACUGGUUGGUUGUAUCUCUCGGACAAUCUGGACUACGAGACGGAAUCUACAUAUCAUUUUGGAGUGUUAGCCACCGUGAAGGACACAAACGCUACAGCCACAGUGAUGGUUCUGGUUCUGGAUAUCAACGACAACACUCCAGAAUUCAGCAGUAAUGUGUACUAUUUCACGCUAUCAGAGGGACUGCCCCCCCAAGGCCUAGUGGGACAAGUCAAGGCCACGGAUAAGGACUCUGGCAAAAAUGCCCAGCUGUCCCACAUGCUGCUUUCGGAUGGCAAGUUUUUCCGCAUCAACGAUAAAACAGGUGAGAUCAUGAACUGGGUGGCAUUGGAUCGGGAGCAGCACAACCAGCACACCCUCAAAGUGAUGGUCACGGACCAGGGAAGUCCACGUCUCAACGCCACCGCCAUCGUCCACGUCCUGGUCACAGACAUUAAUGAUAACGCACCACAGUUUACGCACCUUCCUGCUAGCAAGGAGCGCAACGUUCAGGUAUCGGCUGGUAUACCGACAGGAUCGUUGGUGACAAACGUCUUUGCCAAAGACUCUGAUGCGGGAGAAAACGGAACUGUCACUUUCACGUUGGUUACCCUUGGCGCCCAAGGUCAGCGGUUGGGACAUUUCGAGAUUGACGGUAAAAGCGGAGACAUCAGGACGACGUCACUUUUCGAGCACAACGUGGGAGCCAGUUACACCCUGGAAGUGACCGCGCGUGACGGAGGAAGAUCGCCACUAGAGGACGCUGCACUCAUUCAUGUACAGGUCCAUGGAGACGAGGCCCAGUUUGGACAUUCUGAGUCACCAGUCGUGAGACGUCUUUCGGUGAGAGAGGACGCACCGCCGGCCACUGUCAUCGGCUCGGCCAGCGUCUGGGGUGAAGGGAAAUUCCACUAUUCCAUCACGGAGGGAGACGGGAGCGUCCACUUUGGGAUUGACGGCGAGUCCGGGGACAUCUACGUCUGCCAGCCUCUGGACUACGAGUCAGCCGUACAGUUCACGCUCACGGUUCUUGCAGAGGACGAGUGCGGGACGGGGAACGUGACGGUACAGGUGUUUGUGACGGUGGACGACGUCAAUGACCACGCCCCCUGGUUCCCGGAUGAGCUGGUGACUUUUGGUUUAAGAGAAGAUGCUGCUAUUGGUUCGCUAGCGUUUGCCUUUCAUGCGAGGGACGCCGAUGGGACAUACACUAACAGUGCCCUCCGCUACUCCUUAACCUUUCACCCAAGCCGCAGCGGGUUGUCUUCCAGCUUCCCCUUCCAAAUGAACCCUCGCACGGGGAGCUUAACCGUGGCAGCGCCGCUGGACCGCGAGACAAGUCCCGCCUAUGCCUUAACCGUGACCGCCAGUGACCAAUCCGAGAGGCGGGAUGAGCGAAGGUGCACGUCAGUGACCGCUUUGGUCUUCCUGCUGGACGUCAACGACGAGCGGCCUGUGUUUGUGUCAGCGGAGGCUGUCCAGGUGAUGGAGGACGCGGCAGCCGGGAGUUUCGUGCAUCAUUUUGUGGCCACGGAUGGAGACGAAGGGGACAACGGACUUGUCUCCUACGUCAUCUUGGCUGGGAACACAAAGGGCUUAUUCUCUCUGGAGGAGGACACUGGCCUCUUGCGGCUCUCGGCACCGUUGGACUUUGAGACGGAGCGUUUCCACCGACUGACGGUUGGCGCGGUAGACCGCGGCCGGCCUGCGCGCUCAUCCACCCAGACGCUGACGGUGGACGUGGUGGACGUCAACGACCGACCGCCGGUCUUCAGUCGGGACGUCUACGCUGCCAGCGUGUCCGAGAACAGGGAGCCUGGAGAAGCGGUGGUCAGGGUGUCUGCCACUGACGAGGAUUCAGAGGAUAACGCUGUGGUGUGGUACAGUCUGUUGCCUGGACCGGGCUACGAGUUCUUCAGCAUCAACCCGUACAGCGGACUCAUCAGCACCUCCUCUUUCCUGGACAGAGAGCAGCAGCAGCAGUUCACUCUCAGAGUCCAGGCUCGGGACAGCGGCGCCCGGCCUCUAUCGGGCACCGCCACGGUGCACUGCUCCGUGCUGGAUGACAACGACAAUCCCCCGGACUUCAUGCAGUCCUUCUUCCAGAUCAGCUUGCCGGAAAACCUGCCCCCCGGGGUGGUUCAUACUGCUCAGGCCUACGACCCGGACCGAGGAGAGAACGGCACCAUUCACUAUUCCAUACAAGGCGAGGACUACAGAGGUGUCUUCACUAUCGACAGCCACUCGGGCGUGGUCAGGACCAUGCAGGUCCUGGACCGUGAGGACAAGCAGAACUACACGCUAACCAUACACGCCCGUGACGGCGGCGCCAGCCCUCUUAGCUCCAUUAUGCAGCUCCAGCUGGUCCUUCUGGACCGCAACGACAACACCCCCACCUUCACCCGCAAGAGCUACCACGCGUCCCUCAGCGAGGGUCUCUCAGCCGGAGUCCAGGUCCUGAGCGUCACCGCCCUGGACCCCGACGAGGGGUCCAACGGGGAUGUCGCCUACUCGCUGACAGAGGACAGCAGCCAGGGCGCCUUCUCCGUUGACGUAUCCACAGGCAUGAUCCGGACCACAAGGGCACUGGACAGAGAGAGUCGGGCCCAGUUCAGCCUGAGGGUGGUGGCUACAGACGGCUGCACUCGAGGACCACUCAACUCCUUUGCGUCAGUCACCAUACAAGUAGAGGACGUCAACGACAACGUGCCCCUGUGUGAGAAUCCCAUCGACACUUUCAUCUCCACCAGGACACUUCCAAACCACAUCCUCACCACGGUGACAGCGACGGACGCGGACCGGGGUCCGAAUGGAACCGUCAGAUUCUCCCUCUCGCACGAUGGGAAUCUCUUCGACAUCAACAGCGAGUCAGGAGACAUUUCACUGAGACGGCGGGUGAGGGCGGGUUUGUCCGUCAAGAAGCUUCAGGUGCAGGUUUCAGACAGAGGACUUCCUGCUUUGACCUCCAGCUGCUUGGUGUUUGUCCACUUGAAAGGAGAACCUGAGGGUCUGCAGUUCGCGCACAAGGUGUACAACGCCACCAUCCAGGAGAACAGCAGGGCGGGCACGUGGAUCACAACAGUUGAUGCCAGCGACCCAACCAGCAGCGGACAAGGAACAUCGUACUCCAUAUUCAGCAGUGAUAACGUCUUUUCCAUCGACCGCCACACAGGUGAGAUCCGAGUGCAAAAGGACCACGCGCUGGACUUUGAGGUGAGCCCUCGCAUGGAGCUGUUGGUCCUGGCGGACAACGGGGUGCAGACGGCUCACUGCAAGGUGGUCGUCGGUCUACAGGACGCCAACGACAACGCCCCCCUGUUUGAACAGGGCGCCUACAGGAGCGCUGUGUGGGAGGGGCAAGUGCACAACACCUACAUCAUGCAGGUGUUCGCCUCCGAUGCCGACAGCGGGAUGAACGGACAGAUGGACUUUUCAAUCGUGUCUGGGAACCAUAACGACGCUUUCAUCUUGGACUCCGUUCGUGGGAUCCUGGCUACCAACACGCUGCUGGACCGUGAGAUCACGCCAUGCUACGAGCUGGUCGUGCAGGCCGCAGACAGAGGGAAUCCUCCGCUCAGCAGUACCACUACCAUCAGGGUCCGAGUGGUGGACAUCAAUGACAACAUCCCCGCCAUCCCCCCCAUGGAACCUGUGCUCAUGGCCGAGAAUCUUCCCGCGGGAUCCGUGGUCACCCAGGUGACGGCCAACGACGUGGACCUGAACCCCGCCAUCGUCUACAGCUUCUCCCACAACGCCAGCACCCACGGCCCCUUCGCUGUGGACCCGUACACCGGCAUGGUCACGCUGACUCAAGCUCUGGACUUUGAGGCGGAGAACACAGAGUACAACCUGACCGUCUGGGCGUUCGACUCCCUCCACCAGAGCUCCGGACAGGUCCGAGUUCAAGUGCUGGAUGUCAACGACCACGCACCUGUCUUUGCACAGGUGUCAUACCAGGUGGAGUUGUCUGAACUGGUUCCGCAGGACACGUUUGUCGUGAACGUGUCAGCCGCUGACAGAGACUCGGGACUCAACGGCAAGGUCACCUACAGGCUGCUCUCGUCUCCUUUAGAGGGCUUUUACAUCAACGCAGACAGCGGAUCCCUUUUCACCAGUAAGCCCAUGAAGUCCAACAGCAACCGCAUACAUCUUCUCGUUGAGGCCCGAGACGGAGGAGACCCAUUACGCUCCACCAUUACCUCCAUCGACGUGCUAAUAUUGGACACCAACGACCACGCCCCUUUAUUCCAUCAGGACGUCUACACCGUCAGCGUCUCUGAGGACACGCCCACUGGUGCCAUGCUUCUGACACUCUUUGCCUCCGACCAAGACUGGAGCCCUGAGAAUACGUACUUGGACUACGCCAUCAAGGAGGGAAAUGAGGGGAAGCAAUUUUGUCUUGAAGCCAAAGCGACCCAAGUGGAGAAUCAGAUGAAAAAUGUCUGCAAACUGGUUCUGUGCGGCCCGUUAGACCGCGAGACCACAGAGAGUUAUGUUCUCACAGUGAGCGUGUCCGACCGUGGAACGCCGGCGCUGAACAGCUCUGCUAUCGUCAGGGUGACCGUCACAGACUGCAAUGACAAUGCCCCGGCCUUUUCCAGCACGGAGUACCACGCACAAGUCAGUGAAAGCAGCCGUGUGGGCACCAGCCUUGUCCAGGUCCGUGCUCACGAUCUCGAUUUGGGAAUCAACGGUUUGCUGCGUUACGACAUCGUCUCGGGGGACAGCAGAGGACGCCUCAAGCUGGAUGCUCAGUCUGGCCUUUUGGUGGUCAACGCCACUCUGGACUAUGAGGAAGACUCUAGGUACAGCCUCACUAUCCGGGCGUCUGACGGCGGGGAAUCAUCCGAAGAUGGCAAAGUGGCUUUUACUGUGGUUUAUAUCACAGUGCUGGAUGAGAAUGACAACAGUCCCUACUUCUUGUUCUCCACUUUUAACUGCUCUGUGCUGGAAAACCUACCAGCGUUUACGCACAUAUGUUCAGUCCACGCUGUCGACAACGACCUUGGCCUCUACGGGCAACUUACUUACUCCAUCCUGUCCUCCUGCUUUGUUGACUUUGGAGACAGCAGCCUGGACAGGAAGGAGGCGUUUGCCAUCGAUCCCCACACAGGCGAAGUUCACACUAGGCAGACUUUUGAUUACGAACAGGAGAGCGAGCACUGCUUUGUGGUGGAAGCCAGGGACAAAGGCGACAAGGCGGCUACAGUCCGAGUGCAGAUCUCCAUCAAGGGCGUGGACGAGUUCAGUCCCGUUUUCACCCAGAAGCAGUACCAUUUCCCUCUGCCGAAAGACGCCAAGUCCAGGGAAACAGUUGGGUUUGUGACGGCGAUGGACCACGAUAGAGGAGUGGACGGGGUGGUGGAGUACACCCUCGUGAACCCACCGCCGUUCUUUUCCAUGAACAAAACAAUCGGUGCUAUCUACUUGUCAGGACCUGUACUCCGCAGGCGGGGUGGCCACGUGAGCGAGGACGAGCUGGAGCUGCUCGUGUUGGCCGCUAGUCCCCGACUGGGCUCCAGGACUACUUCCUGUCAGGUUUUUGUCAACAUCUCCAGCUCGGCCAAGGCGCUCGUCGGGGUGCCUCUUGAUGGACACAUGCUCAGUCUGAGUGUCUCACUGGCCAUAUUCCUGCUUUUCCUCAUCAUCUUUGUCAGCUUGGUCCUCAGAUCCAAAAUGAAAGAGGCCGCCCUCAGAAAGGCUGCUUCCGUUGCCUCAAACAUGAACCAUGGCUCGUUUGGACGAUCGGACUGUGCCAUCUCUCUGCAGGGGAUGAAACCCAGCAUCUUGGUGAGCAAGUGUGAUGCGGCAAAUCGCUACACCCCGUCAAACUCCAGUGGGCGUGGAUCAGCGGAAGGAGAGACAGCUGAAGACCAGGAGAUUAAGUGGAUCAACGAGUAUCCCUGCCGCAAAAGUGACGAACCCUUGCAGGAGAACUGGACCUCAGAGAACCCAGACUCAGCCUUACCUGGGGACACCAUGUCCUGCCACUCUGUUGGUGUAGGUCCAGAACACAUUUUAUCAGUGAGUUUAGUCUCGGGGUUGGCCAGCACAGAAAGCCUCCACCACUUUAAAGAGGAGGGAGGAGGUGAGGGACUACUUCCUGCAGCAAUAAGGGGGAGGGAUCUAGAGGGGAAAAGGGGGUAUGCUGUUCUUUCUGAGGCUCUAGCAUCUUCAGAUUCCCUGUCCUCACUUAUGCGUCUGGAUGAGCGUCUGGAAGGGGGCUACACUUGGAAUUACCUGCUGGACUGGGAGCCGUGCUUCCAGAACCUGGCGUCCGUCUUCACAGACAUUGGGAUGCUCCCGGACGAGGACCUCCAAGGCGGCCGUGAGGACUUGGCGACAUUAGCGGACAUUGGCAGCCUCAUGCACCCACCGCCGCUCAUAACUUCCGUGGCUCAGCCCGGCAUCAGGACCGUACCGCCACGCAAACCACAUCGCACGCAGAGCACAAGGAUCCGCCCCUCUUAUCCCAGAUACGCUUACUCGCCGUUAGCGAGGAACACGGGACUCACCCCAACGGCUAUGACUCCCACGUUCUCCCCUUCGCUGUCGUCACUCACAAUCAGGACUCCCACCGUGUCACCGGUGGUCUCAGACACCGGGGUGGGGGGUAUCAGACUGGACUCGGGGCCACUCACUGCAAGCCUGCUGGAGGCAGAAAUACAAGUAUAGCCAAAAAUAUAAUAGAGUGCAAAAGUUGCCAUUAGCUAGCAUCCAGUUGCCUCCAGCUCUACCGGGAGAACCCUGAGGUGUUCCCCGCCAAACUGUGAAACACAGUCCCUCCUGUGUGUCCUAGGUCUACACCGAGGUCUCCUUCCGCCUACCUCCUCUGUGACUCAGCACCUUAAGAUUCAGGAGGGGUAUGAAUGCCCGGUGAUCAUCAGAGCAAGUGUACCCGCCCAGCGACCCUGGAUACCGGGGCCUCGCCCUGGAGGGGCUCACAGGCAAGCACCUUUCGCUGAUGGGGCUGAGAUUGAAGAGUCAAAUGGGGCCAUCAUCCCACAGACCCACCACCCCUGGGGCCUGGGCGGCAGUGUCUAGUUUUAGUCAUAGUAUGUAGCCACUGUAGCAAAAACAACUAUUUUAGAGGCGGCUCAAGACGCUUUUGUUCUCCCGAUUGUUCUCCCGUUUUUGAUCCACAAGCAUGGAUAUUUUCCAUGCCAAGUUGUACUUUUAAUCAACAUUCCUUUGUGUUCUAUUCAACAUAUCUCCUUUCAUUCUUUGGCCUUGUGUUCAUGAAGCUGAUGUACGCUUCAGACGGUGCAUCUCUUCAAACUACGGCAAUAAAACAACUCAUACUUGGCGUGCAGUUUGCCAAUAUAUAUGUUUGAAAUAAUGCGUGGCAGAUGUACUGCAGUAUUACGCAGCAUUUAAUCACUUGUUUUUAAGUCGCCAUGUGCACAAAAUGAAACACGUUGUUCAUGUGGUUGCUUUUCGCCCUGAAAGGGAACUAACUUUAAUAAACAAAGAAAGGUAUUUUUGUUCUGUGGUGUCGUCCAUGAAGAAUAAAUGAUAAAAAUCAUCAUGUCAAAAUCUCGUCAGAUUGACUUUUCAUUCAUUGAAUUAUUUGGCGAAAGAAGGAUGACAGUGAUUUUGAUCAUGCCACGCUGUGUGCCAACUGUGUUAACUAGCGGCCCUUUACGACGUGUUUUCAUGAAUGCAAAGACAUUCUGCUUGUUCUUAGUCAGAAACCACAUGUCUAAAGUUGCAUGACUGUACAUGGAAGUUGUUUUCCAGUCUGUGCUGUGAUGGGGGCACGAUGGGAGCAAAUGUUCUCCUCCUCAGGGAACACCAGGAAGGAUCUGGAGGUCUCCAUCAGAUGUUUCUAGCAGAGAUAAUAAACAGUGCAGCGCUGACCCUCAGCAUGCGUGUAAUCACCCAGAGCAGCGCCCAGGCCGAUGGAGGAGAUCUCUCAGCGUCUCAGUGACUUUCGUUGAAACGUUUGUGACCGC